Molecule: messenger RNA, 1953 nt
Organism: Candida dubliniensis CD36
Lineage: Eukaryota; Fungi; Ascomycota; Pichiomycetes; Serinales; Debaryomycetaceae
Gene: FAT1
Product: long-chain fatty acid transporter
Exons: 1
Coding region: 1-1953 (650 amino acids)
Molecular function (GO): long-chain fatty acid-CoA ligase activity; long-chain fatty acid transmembrane transporter activity
Source: RefSeq, a predicted model, not a curated record
AUGUCAGGUUUAGAAUUAGCAGUUGCAGCUGUACUUGGUAGUCAAUUGUUGGAAGCCAAAUAUUUGAUUUCAGACGACCUUCUGUUGGCACUGAAAGUAGCUAGAAAGGCACUUCCAUUUUUAUGGCGAUCAUCAAGAGGUAGAGCUUCUUACUGGUAUCCAUUUGAAGAAGCUGCAUUGAAAUACAGUAAUAAUAGGGCGUUAGCGUUUCCAAGACCAAAAAAGAACCCACCAAAGCCCCAAGUUGACGAGAAUGGAUAUAACAUUUACGAUGACCAAUUCGACCUCGAAGAGUAUACUUAUAAAGAGUUGUACGAUAUGGUGUUGAGAUAUUCGUAUAUCUUGAAGAAUGAGUAUGGGGUCACAUCCAACGAUACCAUUGGUGUUGCCUGUAUGAAUAAACCACUUUUCAUUGUCAUGUGGUUGGCAUUGUGGAAUAUUGGUGCAUUACCAGCAUUUUUGAAUUUCAAUACCAAGGAUAAACCUUUGGUUCAUUGUCUUAAGAUUGCCAACGUUAGUCAAGUUUUCGUUGAUCCCGACUGUGACAAACCAAUUAGAGACACGGAAUCUCAAAUUUCAGAAGAAUUACCAAACACAAAAAUACAUUACAUUGAUGAACUUGCCUUGUUUGAUCGUUUGAGACUCAAAUCCACUCCGAAAUACAGGGCCAAAGAUAGCACCAGAAGACCUCAAGAUACCGAUUCUUCUGCAUGUGCUUUGAUUUAUACUUCCGGUACUACUGGUUUACCUAAAGCAGGGAUAAUGUCUUGGAGAAAGGCAUUUAUGGCUUCAGUCUUUUUUGGACACAUUAUGAAAAUUAAAGAAGACUCGAGUGUGUUAACGGCAAUGCCAUUGUACCAUUCCACUGCAGCAAUGUUGGGGGUAUGUCCAACUUUAAUUGUGGGGGGAUGUGUCACGGUUUCCCAAAAAUUCUCGGCAACAUCAUUCUGGACUCAAGCAAGAUUAUGUGGAGCCACCCAUAUUCAAUAUGUUGGGGAAGUUUGUCGUUACUUGUUAAAUUCAAAGCCCCAUCCUGACCAAGAUAGACAUAAUGUUCGAAUUGCUUAUGGUAAUGGGUUGCGUCGUGACAUUUGGUCUGAAUUCAAAUCUCGAUUCCACAUUGAUGGAAUUGGUGAAUUCUAUGCUGCCACUGAAUCACCAAUUGCUACUACCAACUUACAAUAUGGCGAGUAUGGUGUUGGUGCUUGUCGUAAAUAUGGGUCCAUCAUUAAUUUAUUUUUGUCUACACAACAGAAAUUAGCUAAAAUGGAUCCUGAAGAUGAAAGCGAAAUUUGGAGAGAUCCCAAGACUGGGUUAUGUACUGAAGCUGCCUACAAUGAACCUGGUGAAUUGAUGAUGAGAAUUUUAAAUCCACAAGAUAUUGAAAAAUCAUUCCAAGGUUAUUAUGGUAAUAAAUCAGCAACGAAUAGUAAAAUCCUUACUAAUGUGUUUAGUAAAGGCGAUGCUUGGUAUAGAAGUGGAGAUUUGUUGAAAAUGGACGAAGACAAAUUAUUAUAUUUUGUUGAUAGAUUGGGUGAUACAUUCCGUUGGAAAUCAGAAAACGUCUCGGCCACCGAAGUUGAAAACGAAUUGAUGGGAUCCAAAACCCUUAAACAAUCGGUUGUUGUUGGUGUGAAAGUUCCAAACCAUGAAGGUAGAGCCUGUUUUGCUGUUUGUGAGCCAAAAGAUGAGUUACAACAUGAAGAAAUUUUGAAACUGAUACAUGAACACGUAACCAAGUCAUUACCAACUUAUGCACAGCCUGCGUUUAUCAAACUAGGUACAAUCGAAGCAUCUCAUAAUCAUAAAGUGCCAAAGAAUCAAUUUAAAAAUCAAAAAUUGCCUAAAGGUGAAGAUGGUAAAGAAAUGAUUUACUGGUUGAAUGGUGAUAAAUAUACUGAGUUGACUGAAGAUGACUGGUCCCUGAUUUGUGCUGGUAGAGCUAAAUUGUAA